Fusarium sp. VM40 is the source of this 2133-nucleotide messenger RNA. The record is from the annotation of a GenBank genome assembly. Lineage: Eukaryota; Fungi; Ascomycota; Sordariomycetes; Hypocreales; Nectriaceae.
AUGGCAUCACCGCCCGGGCCGCGACGUUCCACACGAACCUCAGCCUUCCAAACACCUUCCAGCACCGAUCAAACAAUGUCAUCCACAGUCCUUCCCACUGAAUCAAACAACGUCGACCACCCCAGCGGCGGUCCCUCACGAGAUCCGAAGAUGAAGACCCUUAAAUCUAGAAGUGCCCGGUCGAGAGCCGUCCAAAUAGUUCGUCACAAACGCAAGCUCAGAGAGUUCUGGCCCAAUGGAGAUUGGUAUCCUAGCAAGCAUAAGCCCAAGAACCCUGAUUGCCAUCACAUACUAUCCGGCAUGUACAAUGUCGUGCGAAGAUGGGUUAUGCUAGGCCGCAAUGUCGAUGACCUUUGGGCAGAAAACGGUCUCAUGGAACAAUCUAUCAACCUGACUGGUAAGAAGAUUUUCGGCCAAAUAUCGAUCUCAAGAGCGAGAGAACUCUUGGGGGUGAUUGAACGCGACAUGGCGCAAAAAGAAGAGGGCAGGGACUUUCUACCCCCUCUCGAGAAAAAACGUGCCACAACCAGAUCUCAAUCUCAGGUGGACUCCUCCAACAUUCCUGCUCUUGAUGCACCCUCCAAUACGCCCGAGCAUGAUAUCGACGACGCAUCAGAAUCCUCUUUCGGGUUUGACAUCACUUUGUGGGCUAACGGAAGUAUUGGGGGCAUCUUGCCACCUCGCGAUCCCGCAACAAACAAAUCACCACCUGCCAAUUCGCCCAAGGGAACCAGUCAUGAGCACAGUAGCUCACCUAUCUGCGGCACUCCUUCUCAACCCCGCGGUCUUGGAACUUCGACGGUCGACGUCCUCCGUCAGGGAGGAAUGCUCUGGAGCAACCAUAUCUGGGAUUGUGUUCAAAGCCUCACUCUUCCUCCAGGUUGGAAGGUUUUUGAUCCGGGCUUCCCCUUCUCCAACGAAAACCACAUUGGUAACAGGGACCGUAUCAUGACGAGUCCACGACAUCUGGUCUUCUUCUGCCACGCGGAAGGUCAUUGGUCGCUUUGCUAUGUUGACACUCAAGGCGACGAGAUAUGCCACUACAACUCAUCCCAGAGCAUUUCGAUGCCUCUCGAUAGUCUUCAGACUUGGCUAAACGCAAACAAGAUUGGGUUUGACAUGAAGAUCACCGAGAAGAAAUGCCCCCAGCAAAAGGACAGUCAAAGCUGUGGUCUUUAUGCACUCGUUUUUCUCAGGACUCUACUCGAAGAAAAGGAAAUGCCACUGGAAGUCGACCUUGGCCUAGAGCGGUCCUACUUUUCUGAAAUGGUUGACGCGCAUCGGUCGAAAAGGGACUCUACGCAAACUGAGAGCUCACCAAUUCAGGCACCUGCUCCUAACGCACUCGAUUCUUCAACAUCUGGACGGGUCGAGCACGAACUUUCUCCUGAUGAAGAACCCGGUCCAGCGAUGACUCUGGACUCUCCCGAGCCCGAAGGGCCCCCUCAUCCGUCAACCUCCCGGCCUUGGCCAAUUCCCAGGCCCCAAUUUGUUUCUCCGUCGCCUUCUCCAUCACCCCCAAGCACAACUGCACGGUCUUCGCCUGGUCUUGACCUUGACACCAGUAUCACCUUCCAGGAAGCCAUGCGGGAUUUGAACAAUCAUCUCACCAAGUAUCAAGAUUUCAAAGGAGAAGUUAGACGAAUGGAGGCAACGAAGGCAGCAAAAGAUGAGGAAUUGACACAUGCAAAGACAGACCUCGAGCUUCGACGAGGUGAGCUAGAGUUGAAAAGGCAACAGGUAGAAGACAUGGAGAAUGCCACUAUGGAUCUUGACUCACUUGAGGAGUCUGACCUCCAAGUUCGCCAGUGGAUUAACGCUCACCCUCCAUUGGCGAAUGAAUCUUGGCGAGCUGUGAUGGAGGGGAUUGUGGCAGUUGCUGACGCCAGGCGUGCCAAUGCGUUCGCGGAGGACACCGAACGCAUCUCCCAACUGGACGAGCUGCACAAAUCUCUGUAUGCUACACAUACCGAAGUGGAGAGUCUUGAGGAAGAAGUCACGGCUCGCGAGCUUUCUCUGCGAGAGCUGGAGAUCGAGCUCAACGCAAGCAAGGCUGGUCUGGCCCUUUUGAAACGUCAGAGAGCUAAGGCUUUUGAGGACAGCGAUGUCGAUAUGCCCGACAGAGAAGAAUGA